Molecule: messenger RNA, 3509 nt
Organism: Clupea harengus (Atlantic herring)
Lineage: Eukaryota; Metazoa; Chordata; Actinopteri; Clupeiformes; Clupeidae
Gene: mnmip1
Product: manchette microtubule inner protein 1
Biological process (GO): cell migration; actin filament organization
Molecular function (GO): protein binding
Source: RefSeq, a predicted model, not a curated record
GCCUUUUCUCGUCCUCUCUCUCUCUCUCUCUCUCUAAGCUGUCCUGGUUCUCCAGAUUUUAGGCUUGUCAUGACUAGUAGGAGGGUGGUGUGUCAGUGUUAAUGUUUGACUAGAGGGAUCGGAGAGCUGGUGCCAUUGCAGUGCGUGGCUGUUUUGCAACACCAACUGCAGCACUUCUCGCCCCUUCUGCUUUUAGCAUGUGGCUUUCACUAGGCGCCUGAAGGAAACUUCUGCAUUUGCAAGCAUACGCUGAGAAAACCGUGCAACAGCAAUGGAGGUCCUGGUGCUGAUCGACUUCGAGGGGGUGAUGGCAGACGAGAUGACGGUGCGAGCGGGAGACGUGGUAAAGAACGUCACCAAGGGCCAGCAGGACGGCUGGCUGGAGGGAGAACUGGGGGGGAAGAGAGGGAUCUUCCCCGCCAACUUUGUCAAGGAAGUGCCAGUGUACUUAAUAGGAGACAGUAACAGGCAGCCAAGAAGCAUGAGGAAAUCGAGAAUGGUAAAGGCACCCUCUAGAAAAUGCGAGGUCGCAUUUUCAUAUGCUCCACUGCAUGAGGAUGAACUUGAGCUGGUUGCCGGGGAGACCGUUGAAGUGCUCAGAGAGAUUGAGGAUGGCUGGUGGAUGGGAAAGAAAAAUGGCAAAAUUGGAGCGUUCCCAUCAAAUUUUGUCAAAGAGAUUUUUGUCGCUCCAAAAGAUGCCAAGAUGACUGAGGGGAAAGCCCGGCCCAAACUCUCUGACGCCGUAUUCAACAACAAAGAGACACAGCACCAGAGGACAACUAGUGUACGCAGAAAAUCAGUCAAAGAAAAGGAACGAUGCCAGGUCAUGUUUGACUACGUAGCCCUAACUGAGGAUGAGUUGGAGAUGAAGAAAGGAAACAUUGUCACCAUCAUCUCCAAGGAAACUGAAGAUGAGGGCUGGUGGGAAGGGGAGCUGGACGGACGGCGGGGCUUUUUCCCUGACAACUUUGUCAUGGUGAUUCCAGCGGACGCCCUCCAAGCUGGUCUUACAAGCAAGCCUCCAGCCCGACAGCCCUCAGUGUCAGUCAAACCAGCAAUGGACAAGAACACACCUGAUUCCACCCCAAAGACAGAGUCAAAAGAUGACAAGGCUGACAUGAAGGACAUGAGAAGCGAACCUCCCGCCAAAAUCAAGCUUCCUGGACUCCCAGUCCUACCUGGACGCAGAGCGCCACCACCGCCGGUGAAGGAGAAGCCCCAUCACUUUACGCCCAAGAUCAACGGCGAGCAGCCUACUGCUCCUCCACAGAGCACAGAGCAAGAAAAAGAGGGCGAUGAGUUUGAUGGAGUAGACGUGUCUUCGGAAAAGCUGAGCCACCCCACUGUCAACAGAGCCAAACCACCCCCGAGGAGGCCACCCUCCACGCUCGCCAUCCACACUGCAGAAGCUGACCAGGAGGACGGUGAGCCGUCACAUGAGUCGGAGAAAAAGCCGCAAUCACCUCCUAAGAUUUGUGAUCGGGGCCUGAAACAUCGCAUUCUUAAAAAUGUUACUGAGAACCGGUUGCCAUCCCCUGGAAAGACGGAACAUCCCCCCAAGCCGUUACCAUCACCUCCACAGCCACAGCCACUGGUUCUCCCAAAGGUCCUGCCUGACCUGAAGCCUGUAGUGGCCCAGGAGAAGAGCUCAUCUCUGGAUGAUUUGCUGGCGGAGGUCCAGGAGCUGAGGAUGGCCCUGAAUCAGUUCAAGACCCGUCAUGAAAAUGACAUUAAAGAGCUGAAAGAUGAACUGAGAGAGGAGAGAAGCAAGCGCACAAAAGUAGAGGAAGAGAUACAGGCUUUGAAGAGUCGUCACUAGCAAGACUAGCAAGAAGCUAGUCACUCAGACACACUGGGCAGAGGACCUGAGAACACACACACACACACACACGCGCACACACACGCGUGCGCGCGCGCGCGUGCGUGCGCACAGGCAGGAACCUGACUGCUCUCAAGAGACCCUGAGAUGCCCACACAAUUACACACACACACACACACACACACACACACACACACACACACACACACACACAAUUCUACUCCGACAUGGCAUGGCUACUGAGUAACAGGCACCCUCAGAGAUCUUACUCCACAGAGGACUGAAGGUGUAAUAGUAUUGUACAAAAGAGAUCAAAUAUAUUUACUGAUUAGUGCAGGGUGGUGAGGUUUAGAGGUAUUUGCCUUAAAUGUCUAUGGCUGGUAUUUUUAAGUGCUCUGUGGGAAUGUUUUAUACUUUCUAUCUUGGGUCUUUUGUCUCCCUUGUGAAUGAGUCUUUUGUUGCUCAGUUUAAGCUCUUUGUGAGGCCUGGUAGAUCAAAUAUUUUCAUAACCUUUCGAUAAAGACCAAACAUUUAUCAAAGACGUAAAAAUGAUAUGGCGGUAAAGGGCAAUCGGGUGACAUGAUUGUUUUAAAAUCCCAGAUCCUUUCCCUAUAUGGUCUGAUUGCAACUGACCCAUGGUAUAGCAUAUAGGAUUUAGUUGGUUUAAAGAAUUUUCUUUGCCAAUGUUGUUUUGGCUAUUUUGUACUAGUAUUAAAAACUGUUUGUAAAUUUGAAAGAAAAAAAAAGUUACUUAUUGCAUUUGUUGGGUAUCGUUUUAGAGGACUUGUUUUACUGAGAUGUCAAGAUAAAACCAAGACAGACAUUGAUGAUGAUGUUUACUGAGGUUGUCCAAUCUCAGGGAUGACAAGGUGUUUUUUAUUCAUGAGUUACAAUGGCUUCCCUCAAUAUAUAUGUAAGUGAGCUGAACAUCUUUUGCAGUCUCUCUCCAGUGAAUAUAUCUUUUGCAGUCUCUCUCCAGUGAAUAUAUCUUUUGCAGUCUCUCCACUGAAUAUAUCUUUUGCAGUCUCUCUCCACUGAAUAUAUCUUUUGCAGGGUCUCCAGUGAAUAUAUCUUGUGCAGUCUCUCUCCACUGAAUAUAUCUUUUACAGUCUCUCUCCAGUGAAUAUAUCUUUUGCACGGUCUCCAGUGAAUAUAUCUUGUGCAGUCUCUCUCCAGUGAAUAUAUCUUUUACAGUCUCUCUCCAGUGAAUAUAUCUUUUGCAGGGUCUCCAGUGAAUAUAUCUUUUGCAGUACUCUCUCCAGUGAAUAUAUCUUUUGCAGUCUCUCCACUGAAUAUAUCUCUUGCGGUCUCUCUCCACUGAAUAUAUCUGUUGCAGUACUCUCUCAUUGCAGCAGAGGGCGACUGCUUUCCAUUGAUAGUUCAGUGACUGCAAAUAGCCUUUUUAUGAAGCAUCUAACAUGAAGUGAAACUGGCAGAUCUCCACAGAGGAAGGGGAAUAUUCUAUUAUUGUAAGUAGUAAUGACAAAUGGCGCUUAUACUCAUAAGCAAAAGUGCUUAAGGUCUUUUCACUGAAAAUGUGUCCUUCUGUUUGGACAUUUAAAUAAAUGCAAUUCAAUUAAUUAAUCAAGGAGAUAAAAAAACUCUCCACUAAAUACCUGGACCAGCCAAACUUUAAACUCUAAGAAAUUACCCAGAACUGAACUGAUUAAAGAAAACACUGCAAAAACCA